AUGGAGUCAGAGAGCAGGGGAAGUAUCUUAAUCCAUCUUAAAAACUUUGACACGCACACACACACGCACACACACACACACACACACACACACACACACACACACACACAGUGAUGUUUAAUUGCGGACCCUGAGGAUUGGAGUCUUAAUAUUGUGAAUAGUGUCAAACCACGCGAGCUACGUGAGAACAGCAUGAUCAUAAACGCUGUGUGUGUGUGUGUGUGUGUGUGCGUCAUGAUGCUGGAGUCCUGAUUUUAACCAAACAGAACAGGAUCCUUGAUUUAUUUACUCGUUUCUCUUUGCACUGUUGUGGCAGGUACUGCCCUGAGUGCCCCCCCCCCCCCCCCCCCCCCCCUUCUCUCUCUCUCUCCCUCAAUUCAAUUUCAAUUUAAGGCCUUCAUUGCCAUGAUAAAUGUAUGUUAACAUUGCCAAAGCAAGUGAAAUAGAUAAUAAACAAAAGUGAAAUCAACCAUAAAAUAUUAACAGUAAACAUUACACUCAGAAGUUCCAAAAGAAUAAAGACAUUUCAAAUGUCAUAAAUAUAGGUUGUAUUUACAAUGGUGUUUGUUCUUCACAUCUUGCUGCUGUGAUUGCACACUGUCGUAUUUCACCCAAUAGAUAUGGGAGUAUAUCAAAAUUUGAUUUGUUUUCGAAUUCUUUGUGGGUCUGUGGGAAAUCUGAGGGAAUUUUUUGUGUAUCUAAUAUGGUCAUACAUUUGGCAGGAGGUUAGGAAGUGCAGCUCAGUUUCCACCUCAUUUUGUGGGCAGUGUGCACAUAGCCUGUCUUCUCUUGAGAGCCAGGUCUGCCUUCGGCGGCCUUUCUCCAUAGCAAGGCUAUGCUCACUGAGUCUGUGCAUAGUCAAAGCUUUCCUUAAGUUUGGAUCAGUCACAGUGGUCAGGUAUUCUGCCACUGUGUACUCUCUGUUUAGGGCCAAAUAGCAUUCUAGUUUGCUCUGUGUUUUUAUAAAUUAUUUCCAAUGUGUCAAGUAAUUCUCUUUUAGUUUUCUCAUGAUUUGGUUGGGUCUAAUUGUGUUGUUGUCCUGGGGUUCUGUGGGGUGUAGACAUUACAGUGAAAUGCUUACUUACACGCCCUUAACCAACAAUGCAGUUACAACAAUUACAAAUAAAAGGUGUUAAGUAAAAAAUAGAUAAGUAGAAAAUAAAAAAUUGCAAAUAAUAAAGAGCAGCAGUAAAUUUUAAUAACAGUAGGGAGGCUGUAUACAGGGGGUACCGGUACAGAGUCAAUGUGCAGGGGCACCGGUUAGUCGAGGUAAUUGAGGUAAUAUGUACAUGUGGGUAGAGUUAAAGUGACUAUGCAUAAAUAAUAAACAGAGUAGCAGCAGCGUAAAAGAGGGGGUGGGGUGGGGUGGGGUGGGGUGGGUGGGUGGGGUGGGUGGGGGGGGGGCAAUGCAAAUAGUCCGGGUAGCCAUGAUUACGGGCCCCAUGUAGCUCAGUUGGUAGAGCAUGGCGCUUGCACCGCCAGGGUUGUGGGUUUGUUUCCCACGGGGGGCCUGUAUGAAAAUGUAUGCACUCACUAACUGUAAGUUGCUCUGGAUAAGAGCGUCUGCUAAAUGACUAAAAUGUAAAAAAAAAAAAAAAUUUAUGGCUUGAGACUUGGUGCUCUGGUACCGCUUGCAGUGCAGUAGCAGAGAGAACAGUCUAUGACUAGGGUGGCUGGAGUCUUUGACAAUUUUUAGGGCCUUCGUCUGACACUACCUGGUAUAGAGCUUCUGGAUGGCAGGAAGCUUGACCCCAGUGAUGUACUGGGCCGUACGCACUACCCUCUGUAGUGCCUUGCGGUUGGAGGCCGAGCAGUUGCCAUACCAGGCGGUGAUGCAACCAGUCAGGAUGCUCUCGAUGGUGCAGCUGUAUAACUUUUUGAGGAUCUGAGGACCCAUGGCAAAUAUUUUCAGUCUCCUGAGGGGGAAUAGGCUUUGUCGUGCCCUCUUCACGACUGUCUUGGUGUGUUUGGACCAUGAUAGUUUGUUGGUGAUGUGGACACCAAGGAACUUGAAGCUCUCAACCUGUUCCACUACAGCCCCGUCGAUGAGAAUGGGGGCGUGCUCAGUCCUCUUUUCUUUCCUGUAGUCCACAAUCAUCUCCUUUGUCUUGAUCACGUUGAGGGAGAGGUUGUUAUCCUGGCACCACACGGCCAGGUCUCUGACCUCCUCCCUAUAGGCUGUCUCAUCGUUGUUGGUGAUCAGGCCUACCACUGUUGUGUGGUCGACAAACUUAAUGAUGAUGUUGGAGUGGUGCCUGGCCAUGCAGUCAUGGUUGAACAGGGAGUACAGGAGGGGACUGAGCACGCACCCCUGAGGGGGCCCCGUGUUGAGGAUCAGCAUGGCAGAUGUGUUGUUACCUACCCUUACCACCUGGGGGCGGCCCGUCAGGAAGUCCAGGUGUUUAGUCCCAGGGUCCUUAGCUUAGUGAUGAGCUUUGAGGGCACUAUGGUGUUGAAUGCUGAGCUGUAGUCAAUGAAUAGCAUUCUCACGUAGGUGUUCCUCUUGUCCAGGUGGGAAAGGGCAGUGUGGAGUGAAAUAAAGAUUGCAUCAUCUGUGGAUCUGUUGAGGCGGUAUGCAAAUUGGAGGUGUCUAGGGUUUCUGGGAUAAUGGUGUUGAUGUGAGCCAUGACCAGCCUUUCAAAGCACUUCAUGGCUACAGACGUGAGUGCUACGGGUCAGUAGUCAUUCAGGCAGGUUAUAUUAGUGUUCUUGGGUACAGGGACUAUGGUGGUCUGCUUGAAACAUGUUGGAAUUACAGACUCAGUCAGGCACAUGUUGAAAAUGUCAGUGAAGACACUUGCCAGUUGGUCAGCGCAUGCUCGGAGUACACGUCCUGGUAAUCCGUCUGGCCCUGCAGCCUUGUGAAUGUUGACCUGCUUAAAAGUCUUACUUACAUCGUCUACGGAGAGCGUGAUCACAUAGUCAUGCAUGCUUCAGUGUUGCUUGCCUCGAAGCGAGCAUAGAAGUUAUUUAGCUCGUCUGGUAGGCUCAUGUCACUGGGCAGCUCGCGGCUGUGCUUCCCUUUGUAGUCUGUAAUAGUUUUCAAGCCCUGCCACAUCCGACGAGCGUCAGAGCCGGUGUAGUACGAUUGAAUCUUAGUCCUGUAUUGAUUAUUUGCCUGUUUGAUGGUUCGUCGGAGGGCAUAGCGGGUUUUCUUAUAAGCGUCCCGCUCCUUGAAAUCGGCAGCUCUACCCUUUAGCUCAGUGCGGAUGUUGCCUGUAAUCCAUGGCUUCUGGUUGGGGUAUGUACGUACGGUCACUGUGGGGACGACGUCAUGAUGAAGCAUGAGCAGGAGAAGGAUGAGAAAUCAACAAAGCAUGAGAAGAUUUUGCCUUUGUUUUGGUCUGUUUGUUUGUCAGUUAGGGUGUGCAGGGUGAAUACGUGGUCUGUCGUACGGCAAUUUGGUAAAAAGCCAAUUUGAUAUUUGCUCAGUACAUUGUUUUCACUGAGGAAAUGUACACGUCUGCUGUUAAUGAUAAUGCAGAGGAUUUUCCCAAGGUUGCUGUUGACGCAUGUCCCACGGUAGUUAUUGGGGUCAAAUGUGUCUCCACUUUUGUGGAUUGGGGUGAUCAGUCCUUGGUUCCAAAUAUUGGAGUAGAUGCCAGAGCUGAGGAUGAUGUUGAAGAGUUUAAGUGUAGCCUAUUGGAAUUUGUGGCUGUAUAUUUUAUAAUUUCAUUUAGGAUACCAUCAACCCCACAGGCCUUUUUGGGUUGGAGGGUUUGUAUUUUGUCCUGUAGUUCAUUCAAUGUAAUUGGAGAAUCCAGUGGGUUCUGGUAGUCUUUAAUAGUUGAUUCUAAGAUUUGUAUUUGAUUAUGUAUAUCUUUUUGCUGUUUGUUCUUUGUUAUAGGGCCAAAAAGGUUGGAGAAGUGUUUUACCCAUACUUCUCAGUUUUGUAUAGAUAACUCUUUGUGUUGUUGUUUGUUUUCCAAUUCUCCCAGAAGUGGUUAGAGUCUAUUUAUUCCUCAAUUACAUUGAGCUGAAUUCUGACAUGCUGUUCCUUCUUUUUCUGUAGUGUAUUUCUGUAUUGGUUUAGUGAUUCACCAUAGUGAAGACAUAGGCUCAGGUUUUCUGGGUCUCUGUUUUUGGUUGGUUAGGUUUCUCCAUUUCUUUCUUAGGUUUUUGCAUUCUUCAUCAAACCAUUUGUCAUUGUUGUUAAUUUUCUUAGGUUGUCUGCUUGACAUUUUUAGAUUUGAUAGGGAAGCUGAGUGUCACGCCCUGGCUCUGGGACUCUGUUAUGUUGAGCCAGGGUGUGUGGUUUCUAUGUGUUUUGUGUGCUAGGGUUAUUAUCUAGUUAUUUUGUUUCUAUGUUGGCCGGUGUGGUUUUCAAUCAGAGGCAACGUGUAUCAGCUGUUGCUUGUUGUCUCUGAUUGGGAACCAUACUUAGGCAGCCUGUUUUCCACAGUGUGUUGUGGGAUCUUGUUCCGUUUGGUUUGUGUAACCGUAGGACUUCACGUUUCGUAUCGUUGUUGUUUUGUUCGUGUGAUCAUUCAAAUUAAAAGUAUGUUCGCAUUCCACGCUGCGCCUUGGUCCUCUGUGUAUGACGAUCGUGACACUGAGAGGUCAAAUAUACUGUUUAGGUUUUCUCUCUCUCUCUCUCUCUCUCUCUCUCUCUCUCUCUCUCUCUCUCUCUACUAAAAAGGCUAGGAUUAGGUAGAGACACACCUUGGCAUGUUCACACUGCCAAACUAUGUUCAGUAAAGUUUUAUUUGAAGCUUGUGAAAACUCUGCUCUCCCGCUCCUUCUCUGGAAAUGUUUUACAAACUUGUGCAAGUAUAUGAGUUUUGUAUGUUUGUGUCUGUGGCUCAGCCUGAAGCGAUUAACUGACAGUUUUACUGUCAUCCCCUACCUAUAUGUAACAAAGAAAAAAAAACACACACACACUCCUCCAACCACACUAUUAUGUUUUUAUUCAUCUUACACAAUCACCCGUCACCCCCCUUCCAGUAUAAGAAGCCUACUCUGGUGCAUGUUCAAAGAGAAAUGGAGAGUUGAGCACCAGUGCUACUGCCCUGCUCUCUGCUCUUCCCCCUGCCCAGUGCCCAACCACACUACCUCCCCCCAACCCCAGUUCCCUGCCCCAGCCUUACUGCCCUGUCUCCUGCCCAGUGCCCACGGAACGUAGUUGGCAGAGAGGCUCUCUGUUUGGGUGUGGAGCCUCUGGACCUCCUUCAGUGGUAAGUGGCAGCCUGGCAGUCAACCCACAGUGUGCCAACUAGGGUCAUUUUCCUCUGAGGGACUCCGACUGAGGCAGACUGAACUGGUGCCCAGAGUAGAGAGCACUCACAGGACCCACUGUCUCCUCUGUUUCCAUUCUGUACUGUAGGGGGUUUGGUUGGUUGGUUUGGUUGCUAAGUCUUACCUUACCAGGCCUGAAUAAAGUUGUGUUACGUUGAGCCCUAUUCUACUCUAAUCUACUCUAUUAUUUUUUUUUACAUUUUAGUCAUUCUUAUCCAGAGCGACUUACAGUUAGUGAGUGCAUACAAUUCAUUUUUUUAUUUCAUUUUUUUUUAUACUGGCCCCCCGUGGGAAUCGAACCCACAACACUGGCGUUGCAAGCGCCAUGCUCUACCAACUGAGCUACACGGGACUACUCUAAUCUACUCUACUCUACUCUACUCUACUCUAUUCUAUUCUACUCCACUCCACUCCACUCUACUCUACUCUAAUCUACUCUACUCUACUCUAUUCUACUCUAUUCUACUCUAUUCUACUCUACUCUACUCUACUCUAUUCUACUCUACUCUAUUCUACUCUACUCUACUCUACUCUACUCUACUCUAUUCUAUUCUAUUCUACUCUACUCUACUCUACUCUACUCUACUCUAUUCUAUUCUACUCUAUUCUACUCUGUUCUAUUCUAUUCUUGUUAGGUGGCAGUGCCCAGUACCCACUCCACCUCCUAGAGAUGUGGAGGGUCAAGGAUAGAAUGUCUCUAUUCAUAUCUGAACUCUAUUCAUAUCUUCAGAUAUAAACACUACUAUUACUGUGACCUUUAAGAGUAAAGGCCAACGUGAACGUCACCAGACUCCCACAAGAACUGUAGCAUUUUAUAAAGCGGAAUUUUAUCCUGUACCAAGUAAAAGGGUUUGGACUUUUCUAUUUGUGGAACACAAUGCAACACAACUUUAUCAAAGAGCUCAGCCCUUUUCUAUUUGUGGGAUAUCCUGGCUUUGUUUACACUGGGCUACUAUGUUUCACUUUCCUCAUGUACUGGAGAUGUAGGAGCACACAACAUUGGAUUAUUACACAUCAAUCAUUGUUUCUGAGGGAUGAAAAGGGAUAUCGAAGGAUGUGUUAGAUUUACUUAUAUAUGCAGUCAGUUUAUUCAUUGCAGCAUGCUUGUGUAACCAGUGGGAAUCAAACUGGGGUUUCCUGCUCACCAACCCAAAGUCUAAACCAUUAGACCAAGAGAUCAUCAUCAAGGGCCGAGAGCUACCUCUUUACAAGAUUCCCGAUCACCUUUGCUACAUUUGCUCUAUUCUAAGCCUCCCCUCCCUCUCUCCUGUGUUCUCCAGUGGUGGGCACGACCAUCGAGUCGCCGGUGGUACCAGUCAUCCUGGUCAGCCUGCUACCCUUAUUGAUGCUGGCGGUGGUAGUCAUCGGCGUGUUCUACUGGUACCGAGUCCACCGCCAACGCAAACUCACCCAGGAGCAAUGGGACAGCAAGAAGCCCAAACGCAAGGGCAAAGGUGAGGACCACCACAAUGGAAUCAAUCAAUCAGUUAAUCAUCAAAUCAAUCAGUCAAUCAUGAGAUCAAUCGAUCAGUCAUGAGCUCAAUCAGACAAUCAUGAGAUCAAUCGAACAGUCAUGAGAUCAGUCAGUCAAUCAUGAGAUCAAUCAAUCAGUCAUGAUAUAAAACAGUCAAUCAUGAGAUCAAUCAAUCAGUCAUGAGAUCAAUCAGUCAUUCAUUAGAUAAAUCAAUCAGUCAUGAUAUCAAUCAGUCAAUCAUGAGAUCAAUCAAUCAGUGAUGAGAUCAAUCAGUCAAUUAUGAGAUCAAUCAGUCAAUCAUCAAAUCAAUCAUACAUGAAAAUGCUUUAGUGUGUUAAUACUGGAAAAUUGUUUUAAAUGUAUUAUGUUGUUUCUGUCUGGAGAGACUGGCUUUACAUGUGAUUUAAUUAUCCAAUAGAUUCAAACAAUCAAUAAAUCAAUCAAUCAAUAAACAGGUCUGGACUGCAGUGAUGCCUGUGCUAUCAUGAUGGACGACGAUGGAUCAGACAGCAGCUCAACUCACGCCAACAACCUCAACCACAACACUGAACUCCUACCCAUUGAGCUGGACCUGCAGGUCCGCAGAGCUAUCUUGUUGUUGUUGUUGUUGUUGUUGUUUGUUUCUUCUUCUCCUCCUUCUACUUCUUCUUCUUCUUCUCUUCUUCUUCUUCUCCUUCUACUUCUCCUCCUCCUCCUCCUCCUCCUCCUCUUCUUCUUCUUCUUCUUCUUCUUCUUCUUCUUCUUCUUCUUCUUCUUCUUCUUCUUCUUCUUCUUCUUCUUCUUCUUCUUCUUCUUCUUCUUCUUCCUCCUCCUCCUUCUUCUUCCUCCUCCUGUAUUUAGCAUGACUGUAAGUCACUUUGGAUAAAAGCGUCUGCUAAAUGGAAUAUAUUUUUAUAUUCUUCUUCUCCUUCUUCUUCUUCUUCCUCUUCUACUAGAAAUCCUUGUUAGUGCAUGGCCGACUUUAGGGCUUUUCCCUGUGGUGCUCCUUUCAACAUCCUGUUCUUUUCUGCUUUAGAUUAGCCCUAACUUCUCACUUUUACUCCAAACACAGGGGGGUAAGGGUUAUAACCAGCUUUACUGUAUAUUAUAUUGACAUUAAGUGGGUAAGGGUUAUAACCAGCUUUACUGUAUAUUAUAUUGACAUUAGGUGGGUAAGGGUUAUAACCAGCUUUACUGUAUAUUAUAUUGACAUUAGGUGGGUAAGGGUUAUAACCAGCUUUACUGUAUAUUAUAUUGACAUUAGGUGGGUAAGGGUUAUAACCAGCUUUACUGUAUAUUAUAUUGACAUUAGGUGGGUAAGGGUUAUAACCAGCUUUACUGUAUAUUAUAUUGACAUUAGGGGGGUAAGGGUUAUAACCAGCUUUACUGUAUAUUAUACUGACAUUAGGUGGGUAAGGGUUAUAACCAGCUUUACUGUAUGUUAUAUUGACAUUAGGUGGGUAAGUGCUAUAACCAGCUUUACUGUAUGUUAUAUUGACAUUAGGUGGGUAAGUGUUAUAACCAGCUUUACUGUAUAUUAUAUUGACAUAACCAGCUUUACUGUAUAUUAUACUGACAUUAGGUGGGUAACGAUUAUAACCAGCUUUACUGUAUAUUAUAUUGACAUUAGAGGGGUAAGGGUUAUAACCAGCUUUACUGUAUAUUAUACUGACAUUAGGUGGGUAAGGGUUAUAACCAGCUUUACUGUAUGUUAUAUUGACAUUAGGUGGGUAAGUGUUAUAACCAGCUUUACUGUAUAUUAUAUUGACAUAACCAGCUUUACUGUAUAUUAUACUGACAUUAGGUGGGUAACGAUUAUAACCAGCUUUACUGUAUAUUAUAUUGACAUUAGGUGGGUAAGGGUUAUAACCAGCUUUACUGUAUAUUAUAUUGGCUUUAGGGGGGUAAGGGUUAUAACCAGCUUUACUGUAUAUUAUAUUGACAGUAGGGGGGUAAGGGUUACAACCAGCUUUACUCUAUAUUAUAUCUACAUUAGGUGGGUAAGGGUUAUAACCAGCUUUACUCUAUAUUAUAUCUACAUUAGGUGGGUAAGGGUUAUAACCAGCUUUACUGUAUAUUAUAUUGACAUUAGGGGGGUAAGGGUUAUAACCAGCUUUACUCUAUAUUAUAUCUACAUUAGAUGGGUAAGGGUUAUAACCAGCUUUACUCUAUAUUAUAUCUACAUUAGGUGGGUAAGGGUUAUAACCAGCUUUACUGUAUAUUAUACUGACAUUAGGUGGGUAACGAUUAUAACCAGCUUUACUGUAUAUUAUAUUGACAUUAGAGGGGUAAGGGUUAUAACCAGCUUUACUGUAUAUUAUAUUGACAUUAGGUGGGUAAGGGUUAUAACCAGCUUUACUGUAUAUUAUAUUGGCUUUAGGGGGGUAAGGGUUAUAACCAGCUUUACUGUAUAUUAUAUUGACAGUAGGGGGGUAAGGGUUAUAACCAGCUUUACUCUAUAUUAUAUCUACAUUAGGUUGGUAAGGGUUAUAACCAGCUUUACUGUAUAUUAUAUUGACAUUAGGGGGGUAAGGGUUAUAACCAGCUUUACUCUAUAUUAUAUCUACAUUAGGUGGGUAAGGGUUAUAACCAGCUUUACUCUAUAUUAUAUCUACAUUAGGUGGGUAAGGGUUAUAACCAGCUUUACUCUAUAUUAUAUCUACAUUAGGUGGGUAAGGGGCGCUUCGCUGAGGUGUACAAGGCCAAGCUGAGACAGCCCGGCUCCUCGGCGGACCAGUUUGAGACGGUGGCCGUGAAGAUCUUCCCUGAGGAGGAGUAUGCGUCAUGGAAGAAUGAGAAGGACAUCUUCUCUGACAUCGACCUUCGCCACGACAACGUCCUCCACUUCCUCACAGCAGAGGAGAGAAAGGUAGUGUUCCAUCCCAAAUGGCACCCUAUUCCCUAUAUAGUGCACUACUUUGGCCUAAUCACAGCCUGUAUUAUCUUUGUUGCACUUUACGGAAGGGAUUGCAGGGAUACAUACUGUAUACUGUUGUCCACUAGCUCUAUUAUGAAAACAUGAACUUGACUAUUGUUCCCAAGCCUGGUCCCAGAUCAGUUGGUACUAUCAUGCCAACUCCAUGGAUGAAUGUCAAGCCGAACAUGGCCUGACAAUGAGUGACAAGGAGUUGGCAUGAUAGUACAAACAGAUUGGCCUGACGACUCAAACUGAAUUCUUCCACUGCUCUGUGUUCGCUACGUACUUCAGUCUGAGACUGACAUCGUUAAAGUUGUGUAAGGUGACGUCCAAAUGAGGGGUGAUGUACAUAACAAAGUAAUCAGCGAUUGGAUCAUCUCUAACCAAUCAGAGUAUUAAAGCCAAUGACACAUUUUCAAAUCAACGCUUUACCCACAUGUGUUCUGGCUCUGGUCCCAACCCAUCGGUUUCUGGACCAAUCAGAACAGUUAGAAUGUGUUUGCGUUCUAGAAAUCGUCUGGGAGAUACUCAGAUCCAGACUCAUUGUGGAGAAGAAACUAACGUCCAUGGGCGUGGCGUAGGGUUAGGCCAGAGCAAGGAGCUUGGGUAGCCAGGCAACAAACAGACUGGCACUUAAGCUAAUUGUUCCCUACACCCUUUUAACAGCAUGAUUUAUCGGCAUGGUGUCUUUUGUCCAUUCUAGAUGUCGAAUCAGUACUGGCUGAUCACAGCCUUCCACCCCAGGGGGAACCUUCAGGAGUACCUGACCCGCAACCUGGUCUCCUGGGAGGAUCUGCGAGGUCUGGGGGGGUCCCUGGCCUGCGGGGUGGCCCACCUUCACAGUGACCACACGGCCUGCGGGCGGCCCAAGGUGCCCAUCGUCCACCGCGAUCUGAAGAGCUCUAACAUCCUGGUGAAGCAGGAUCUGACCUGUUGUCUGUGUGACUUUGGACUGGGACUCAGACUGGAUAAUACCCUGACAGUGGAUGAUCUAGCAAACAGCGGACAGGUGAGAACAACAGUUAUUGUUGUUGAUGUGAACAUUAUAACCCUAUGACAUUGUUUAUAGAGAUAUUAGAGUACUGAAUAAGCUGUAGCCUACGUCCCACUGUUCAGAGAGUGUGGUGGUUUAUAGAGAUAUUAGAGUACUGAAUAAGCUGUAGCCUACAUCCCACUGUUCAGAGAGUGUGGUGGUUUAUAGAGAUAUUAGAGUACUGAAUAAGCUGUACCCUACGUCCCACUGUUCAGAGAGUGUGGUGGUUUAUAGAGAUAUUAGAGUACUGAAUAAGCUGUAGCCUACGUCCCACUGUUCAGAGAGUGUGGUGGUUUAUAGAGAUAUUAGAGUACUGAAUAAGAUGCACCUCCCUUUCAGUGUUCAGAGUCUCAGAGAGUCACUAGACCAGAAUGGGAUUUCUUUAUUUACUGUAGAUGCAUAUUUGUGGUUGUAUGUUCUUUUUAUUCUCUCAUGAACGUUGUGCCAUAUGAGUUGCAUUUGUUUUGCACACUGGCUGUUCUCAGUGUUAAGACAGAACUGUUUGCUGACAGGGUAAGAGAGAGAGGGGGGGGGCAGAGAAAGAGAGAGAGGGGGGGGGGGGGGGGCAGAGCAGAGAGAGAGAGAGGGGGGGGGGGGGCCAGAGAGAGAGAGAGAGACAGAGGAGAGCGAGAGAGAGAGAGGAGAGCGGAGAGAGAGAGAGAGAGAGAGAGGGGGGGGGGGGGGGAGGGAGGGGGGCAGAGAGAGAGAGAGAGGGGGGAGGGAGGGAGGGGGCAGAGAAAAAGAGAGAGAGAGAAAAGAGUUUCAGAGAGAUAGUGAUAGAGUGAGAGAGAGCGAGAAGUGUUUCAGAGAGAUAGUGAUAGAGAGAGAGAGAGCGAGAAGAGUUUCAGAGAGAUAGUGAUAGAGAGAUAAAGCAGUGAAGAAAAGAGGGCAGGCUGUGUUGAGACAUGCAGGGGAACCCCCUCAGUCAGUUGUAUCAGUCUAUCUUCUAUCAGACUGAACUUUGUUAAUGUGUGCUGGUCUGAUGUAUGAUUCACCGGCUGGUAAUGCAGCAGUAGAAACAGGUGAUAGGCUAAGAGGGGGAUGAUGACUAACUAACAUACACACAUCUUUCCCAUACUAACAAAGGCCUAGACAUUGUUUAGGUUAAACAGCAAAGUGGUGUUUUCCCACUUUUCCCACAUAAAAACUCUCUCCUGGAAUCAUGUUUCCUCAUGAUCGUGAGCAUCCAAUAUUUCUAAGGCUUCAAAUCAAAGGACAAUUCUAGUCUUAAUUCUGGUUUAUUAUAGAUGUUUUUCUGAUUUUUAAAUGGGACACUGAUGACAGAGGCAGGAAAUGAGCCAUAAAAGCAACAGAAAAUAGAGCUGCAAGCAGCCAUGCCGGGGUUCAAGCUUUGGCCCCACAGCGCCACCAUCAGGACUAAUUGGACACAUUGCCCUUGGAUGAGCUACUACUGUACUUCUUACCACGUUUGCCAAAUAUCAGAACUCAAAAUCUAACAGAUCAUGCAAUAUGCUUUUGAUGGAUUUUGGACCAUGUCAACGAUGUUGACUUGUUCAAACAGCAUGGCAGUUAUAAACCAAUGAGCUUGCAUGAAUGGUUUUUCCUGUUCAACGGCGCCACCAUGCGGCAAAACUGAACUAUACUUAACAGGUUAGCUAGACUUAUAUCGCUGAGCAUGUGUGCCAAAUUGCAUCACUCUGAGUCAAACUGAUCAGGAGAACACAGUGGCCUUUACAGCGUCACUGUGUUCCAUCUGAAUGUACUUAGAUACUCUGUCUCCUCUAACAAAGUUAUUUGGUGACUCUCUCUCUUUUUCUCUAUCUCCCUCUCUCACUCUCUCUCUCUCUCUCUCUCUCUCUCUCUCUCUCUCUCUCUCUCUCUAUCUCCCUCUCUCUCAAUUCAAUUUCAAUGUCAAUUCAAUUUCAAUUUCAAUUCAAUUCAAUUCAAUUCAAUUUAAGGGCUUUAUUGGCAUGGGAAAAGUAUGUUAACAUUGCCAAAGCAAGUGAAGUAGAUAGUAAACAAAAGUGAAAUAAACAAUCAAUAUUAAAAGUAAACAUUACACUCAGAAGUUCCAAAGGAAUAAAGACAUUUCAAAUGUCAUAUUAUGUAUAUAUACAGUGUUGUAACAAUGUGCAAAUAGUUAAAGUACAAAUGGGAAAAUAAAUAAACAUAAAUAUGGGUUGUAUUUACAAUGGUGUCUGUUCUUCACUGGUUGCCCUUUUCUUGUGGCAACAGGUCACAAAUCUUGCUGCUUUGAUGGCACACUGUGGUAUUUCACCCAGUAGAUAAGGGAGUUUAUCAAAAUUGGGUUUCUUUUCAAAUUCUUUGUGGAUCUCUGUAAUCUGAGGGAAAUAUAUGUCUCUAAUAUGGUCAUACAUUUGGCAGGAGGUUAGGAAGUGCAGCUCAGUUUCCAGCUCAUUUUGUGGGCAGUGUACACAUAGCCUGUCUUCUCUUGAGAGCCAGGUCUGCCUACGGCGGCCUUUCUCAAUAGCAAGGCUAUGCUCACUGUUUGGGUCAGUCACAGUGGUCAGGUAUUCUGCCACUGUGUACUCUCUGUUUAGGGCCAAAUAGCAUUCUAGUUUACUCUGUUUUUUUGUAAAUUCUUUCCAAUGUGUCAAGUAAUUAUCUUUUUGUUUUCUCAUGAUUUGGUUGGGGCUAAUUGUGUUGCUGUCCUGGGGCUCUGUGGGGUCUGUUUGUGUUUGUGAAAAGAGCCCCAGGACCUGCUUGCUUAGGGGACUCUUCUACAAGUUCAUCUAUCUGUAGGUGAUGGCUUUGUAAUGGAAGGUUUGGGAAUCGCUUCCUUUUAAGUGGUUGUAGAAUUUAACGGCUCUUUUCUGGAGUUUGAUAAAAAGCGGGUAUCGGCCUAAUUCUGCUCUGCAUGCAUUAUUUUGUGUUUUUUAUUGUACACAGAGGAUAUUCUUGCAGAAUUCUGCAUGCAGAGUCUCAAUUUGGUGUUUGUCCCAUUUUGUGAAUUCUUGGUUGGUGAACGGACCCCAGACCUCACAACCAUAAAUGGCAAUGGGUUCUAUAACUGAUUCAAGUAUUUUUAGCCAGAUCCUAAUAGGUAUGUUGAAUUUUAUGUUCCUUUUGAUGGCAUAGAAGGCCCAUUCUUACCUUGUCUCUCAGAUCGUUCAUAGCUUUGUGGAAGUUACCUGUGGCGCUGAUGUUUAGGCUGGGGCAAAUGUGUCUAGAUGGAAUUUGUAUUUGGGGUCCUGGCAACUGGACCUUUUUUGGAACACCAUUAUUUUUGUCUUACUGAGAUUUACUGUCAGGGCCCAGGUCUGACAGAAUCUGUGCAGAAGAUCUAGGUGCUGCUGUAGGCCCUCCUUGGUUGGUGACAGAAGCACCAGAUCAUCAGCAAACAGUAGACAUUUGACUUCAGAUUCUAGUAGGGUGAGGCCGGGUGCUGCAGACUGUUCUAGUGCCCUCGCCAAUUCAUUGAUAUAUACAGUGGGGAGAACAAGUAUUUGAUACACUGCCGAUUUUGCAGGUUUUCCUACUUACAAAGCAUGUAGAGGUCUGUAAUUUUUAUCAUAGGUACACUUCACCUGUGAGAGACGGAUGUAUCAAAUACUUAUGUCAUGCAAUAAAAUGCAAAUUCAUUCCUUAAAAAUCAUACAAUGUGAUUUUCUGGAUUUUUGUUUUAGAUUCCGUCUCUCACAGUUGAAGUGUACCUAUGAUAAAUUACAUUACAGACCUCUACAUGCUUUGUACGUAGGAAAACCUGCAAAAUCAGCAGUGUAUCAAAUACUUGUUCUCCUCACUGUAUGUUGAAGAGGGUGGGGCUUAAAUUGCAUCCCUGUCUCACCCCACGGCCCUGUGGAAAGAAAUCAGUGUGUUUUUUGCCCAUUUUAACCGUGCACUUGUUGUUUGUGUACAUGGAUUUUAUUAUGUCGUAUGAUUUUCCCGAAACUCCACUUUCGCGCUCUUUCUCUUUCUCUCUCUCUCAGUUCAAUUCAAUUCAAUUCAAUUCGCUUUAUUGGCAUGAUGUAACAAUGUACAUAUUGCCAAAGCUUACUUUGGAUAUUUACACUAUUAACAUAAUUAAAAUAAUAAUCAUCAAUAUUGUCAACGGGACAACAGUAACAACAAUAACCAAGGGUCAAAAUAACCAUUCAACAAUAACAAUAUAGAGGACAUGUGCAGGUUUGUUGGUCUGUCAGACACUGUCCCUCAUCUUAUGGCAGGCAGCAACGUAGUGCGCUGCGAACCCACAGCUCUGCGUGCUCCCCCAACAGGACAGGUAGCCUAUUCUCAUCAGAGAGGUCUCUCUCUCUCUCUCUCUCUCUCUCUCUCUCUCUCUCUCUCUCUCUCUCUCUCUCUCUCUCUCUCUCUCGCUCUCCUCUCUCUCUCUCGCUCUCUCUCUCUCUCUCUCUCUCUCUCUCUCUCUCUCUCUCUCUCUCUCUCUCUCUCUCUCUCUCUCUCUCUCUCUCUCUCUCUCUCUCUCUCUCUCUCUCUCUCUCUACUAAAAGGCUAGGAUUAGUUAGAGACACACCUUGGCAUGUUCACACUGCCAAACUAUGUUCAGUACAGUUUCAUUUGAAGCUUGUGAACCCUCUGCUCUCCCUCUCCUUCUCUGGAAGAGGUGGGAAUACUUAUGCCAACUAACUAGAACUAUCUCUGUCUCUGUCUCUGUCUCUCUUCUUCAGCUGGGCACAGCCAGGUAUAUGCUCCAGAGGUUUGAGACUAUGUUUAAACUAUGUUGAGACUAUGUUGAGACUAUGUUGGGACUAGUUUGUGACUAUGUUGAGACUUUGUUGAGACUAUGUUGUGACUAGGUUGAGACUAGGUUGUGACUAUGUUAUGACUAUGUUGAGACUAGGUUGUGACUAUGUUGAGACCAUGUUGAGACUAUGUUGAGACUAUGUUGAGACUAUGUUGUGAAUAUGUUGAGACUAUGUCGAGACUAUGUCGUGACUAUGUUAAGACUAUGUUGUGACUAUGUUGAAACUAUGUUGAGACUAUGUUGAGAAUAUGUUGAGACUAUGUUGAGACUAUGUUGUGACUAUGUUGUGACUAUGUUGUGAUUAUGUUGAGACUAUGUUGUGACUAUGUUGUGACUAUGUUGAGACUAUGUUGUGACGAUGUUGUGACUAUGUUGUGACUAUGUUGAGACUAUGUUGUGACUAUGUUGAGACUAUGUUGUGACUAUGUUGUGACUAUGUUCUGGUAUGUACAGGUGGGCACAGCCUGGUGACAUGGCUCCUGAGGUUUGAGACUAUGUUUAAACUAUGUUGUGACUAGGUUGAGACUAGUGUUGUGACUAUGUUGUGACUAUGCUCUGUUGUGACAUGUUGGUCUAUGUUGAGACUAUGUUGUAACUAUGUUGUGACUAUGUUGAGACAUGUUGUGACGAUGUUGUGACUAUGUGAGACUAUGUUGUGACUAUGUGAGACUAGUGGACUUGUUUGAGCAGGUUGGGACAGUCCAGGUACAUGUGACCUGAGGUUUGAACUAUGUUUAAACUAUGUUGAGACUGGUUGUGACUAUGUUGUGACUAUGUUGUGACUAUGUUGAGACUAUGUUGAACUAGUUGUGAACUAUGUUGAGACUAUGUUGAGACUAGUGUGUGGACUAUGUUGGACUAUGUGUGACUAUGUUGAGACUACUGUCUUGUGACUAUGUUGACACUAUGUUGUGACUAUGUUGAGACUAUGUUGUGACUAUGUUGUGACUAUGUCUCUGUGUAUUACAGGUGGGCACAGCCAGGUACAUGGCUCCUGAGGUUUGAGACUAUGUUUAAACUAUGUUGUGACUAUGUUGAGACUAGGUUGUGACUAUGUUGUGACUAUGUUGAGACUAUGUUGAGACUAGGUUGUGACUAUGUUGAGACUAUGUUGUGACUAUGUUGAGACAAUGUUGAGACUAUGUUGGACUAGUGGACUAUGUUGAGACUAUGUUGAGACUAGUUGUGACUAUGUUGAGACUAUGUUGGACUAUGUUGUGCUAUGUUGAACUAUGUUGUGACUAUGUUGGACUUGUAAUGACUGUCGUGGACUAUGUUUUAGACUAUGUUCAACUAUGUUGGAGGACUUGUUUCUGACCUAUGUGACACUCGUUGGGAGUGAACUAGGGUUAGACUUGUUGGCCAGCUCUUUUUCGGUGGGACAUGCAGUUCUUGGCUCUGGUGACUCAGUUCAACUAUUCUGACUAGUUGACCUAUGUUGAGACUAUUGAGCCAAUGUUGGACUAGUUGUAAACUAGUGCUUGUGCCAUUACUAGUGAACAAUCCGUAGAUAGGCUCUGGACUCUUGAGACCUAGUUAAAACAUGGUUUGACUGUGAGCGACUAUUUUGACUCUUUGUAGGCUAGUUGGACAAUGUAUGACUAGUUGUGACUAUGUUCGACUGUUACAACUUACUUCCAGACUAAGUUAAGUGUCCAACAAUGUUGAAUCUGUCGGACUUGGCAGCUAUUUGCAACAGGCUUUAACUUGUGCCAAACUAUGCCCUCGUAAAUGUAUAUCCAGAUGUGCUCUGCUGUGGUGACUCUCAGAUCCACCUCUACGCAAACGACACCAUUUUGUAUACAUCUGGCCCUUCAUUGGACAUUGUGUUAACAAACCUCCAAACGAGCUUCAAUGCCAUACAACACUCCUUCAGUAGCCUCCAACUGCUCUUAAACACUAGUAAAACUAAAUACAUGCUCUUCAAUCGAACGCUGCUGGCACCCGCCCACCCGACUAGAAUCACUACUCUCGACGGGUCUGACCUAGAGUAUGUGGACAACUACAAAUACCUAGGUGUCUGGUUAGACUGUAAACUCUCCUUCCAGACUCACAUUAAGAAUCUCCAAUCCAAAGUUAAAUCUAGAAUCGGCUUCCUAUUUCGCAACAAAGCCUCCUUCACUCAUGCUGCCAAACAUGCCCUCGUAAAACUGACUAUCCUACCGAUCCUUGACUUCUGCGAUGUCAUUUACAAAAUAGCCUCCAACACACUACUCAGCAAAUUGGAUGUUGUCUAUCACAGUGCCAUCCGUUUUGUCACCAAAGCCCCAUAUACUACCCACCACUGUGACCUGUACGCUCUUGUUGGCUGGUCCUCACUACAUAUUCGUCGCCAAACCCACUGGCUCCAGGCCAUCUAUAAAUCACUGCUAGGCAAAUCCCUGCCUUAUCUUAGCUCAUUGGUCACCAUAGCAACACCCACCCGUAGUAUGUGCUCCAGCAGGUAUAUCUCACUGGUCAUCCCCAAAGCCAACACCUCCUUUGGCCGCCAUUCCUUCCAGUUCUCUGCUGCCAAUGACUGGAAUGUACUGCAAAAAUCUCUGAAGCUCGAGACUCUUAUCUCCCUCACUAACUUUAAGCAUCAGUUGUCAGAGCACCUUACCGAUCACUGCACCUGUACACAGCCCAUCUGAAAUUAGUCCACCGAAGUACCUCAUCCCCAUAUUGUUAUUUAUUUUGUUCAUUUGCACCCCAGUAUCUCUAUUUGCACAUCAUCUCUUGCACAUCUAUCAUUCCAGUGUUAAUACUAAUUGUAAUUAUUUUGCACUAUAGCCUAUUUAUUGCCUUACCUCCAUAACUUGCUACAUUUGCACACACUGUAUAUAUAUUUUCUGUUGUAUUUUUGACUUUAUGUUUUGUUUUACCUCAUAUGUAACUCUGUGUUGUUGUUUUUAUCGCACUGCUUUGCUUUAUCUUGGCCAGGUUGCAGUUGUAAAUGAGAACUUGUUCUCAACUGGCUUACUUGGUUAAAUAAAGGUGAAAUAAAAAUAAAAUAAAAUAAAAAUGUUGAGACUGGGUUGUGACUAUGUUGAGACUAUGUUGAGACUAGGUUGUGACUAUGUUGAGACUAUGUUGUGACUAUGUUGUGACUAUGUUGAGACUAUGUUGAGACUAUGUUGAGACUAUGUUGUGAAUAUGUUGAGACUAUGUUGAGACUAUGUCGUGACUAUGUUGAGACUAUGUUGUGACUAUGUUGAGACUAUGUUGUGACUAUGUUGUGACUAUGUUGAGACUAUGUUGUGACUAUGUUGAGACUAUGUUGUGACUAUGUCUCUGUGUAUUACAGGUGGGCACAGCCAGGUACAUGGCUCCUGAGGUGCUGGAGUCCAGGCUGAACCUGGAAAACAUUGAGUCGUUCAAGCAGACAGAUGUCUACUCUAUGGCUCUGGUGUUGUGGGAGAUCACCUCCCGCUGUCAUGCCAUCGGAGGUAUGUACGUACACCCACACACACACAAACACACACACACACACACACACACACACACACACACACACACACACACACACACACACACACACAAGCAUAACCCAGAUUAAUCCUACUUCCUUAGCCUUUAAGCCUUCUGGACAAUGCUAAGAGCAUGCUCAAUGGAGCAAUGGAGAAACGUCCAUGAACAGGCUUAAUAUGGGUCAGGGAAAGCGUCUGAAUGUUGGGGUGCUUGACUGAGGGACACGGCAAAUAAACAUUCUUUCCCACUGAGGACUAUUAGGGUAGUAGCUGAAUUAGUAGCUGAAUUAUGAUUGGCUCUUCUUAAACCUACACCAAAAUAUUAGCCCAACACCGUGUGGUAUUUCAUUUUUUACUCUCUGGGCAUUUUUCUGUCUCUAAUCCAUUUCAGACUACUUAGUGGUGUCAUGGUCAUGGUAGAGCACCUCAUACAGUAACUAGCAGUGUGUCAAGGUAGAGUACCUCAUACAGUAACUAGCAGUGUGUGAUGGUAGAGUACCUCAUACAGUAACUAGCAGUGUGUCAUGGUCGUGGUAGAGUACCUCAUACAGUAACUAGCAGUAUGUGAUGGUAGAGUACCUCAUACAGUAACUAGCAGUGUGUGAUGGUAGAGUACCUCAUACAGUAACUAGCAGUAUGUGAUGGUAGAGUACCUCAUACAGUAACUAGCAGUGUGUGAUGGUAGAGUACCUCAUACAGUAACUAGCAGUAUGUGAUGGUAGAGUACCUCAUACAGUAACUAGCAGUGUGUGAUGGUAGAGUACCUCAUACAGUAACUAGCAGUAUGUGAUGGUAGAGUACCUCAUACAGUAACUAGCAGUGUGUGAUGGUAGAGUACCUCAUACAGUAACUAGCAGUGUGUAAUGGUAGAGUACCUCAUACAGUAACUAGCAGUGUGUGAUGGUAGAGUACCUCAUACAGUAACUAGCAGUGUGUGAUGGUAGAGUACCUCAUACAGUAACUAGCGGUAUGUGAUGGUCGUGGUAGAGUACCUCAUAAAGUAACUAGCAGUGUGUGAUGGUAGAGUACCUCAUACAUUAACUAGCAGUAUGUGAUGGUAGAACACAUCAUACAGUAACUAGCAGUAUGUGAUGGUAGAGUACCUCAUACAGUAACUAGCAGUGUGUGAUGGUAGAGUACCUCAUACAGUAACUAGCAGUAUGUGAUGGUAGAACACCUCAUACAGUAACUAGCAGUAUGUGAUGGUCGUGGUAGAGCACCUCAGAUCCUGCUUGGUUCUCAGGAGGAGGAAUCUGUGGAAUGUUUAGAAUGUGAAGUAGACAUCAGAACACUUGCCCUUCUUUGGGCAGGAGGGGAGGUGUGAUGGCUUCAGCUGGCUGUGUUUGACUGCCCUUCAGAGUGUUCUGAGUGAGUGAGAGUGUGAGUGAAUGAGUCAGUGAGUGAGUGAGUUAGUUUGGAGUGGGAAGUGGGGUGUAUGUGUGAGUGUGUGUGUGCAUGUCAGGCCAUAUGUUUGAAAGCAUUGCAGGGGUUAGACAGUGUCUGCUUCUCUCUAACCUGUCUGAGACUGAAAUCUCUUUAUGAAAACAGAGAUAAUAGACAGAUAGAAGACAUUAUAAAUCCUUUCAGCUGUAAUGAGGCUUCUCAGCUUCCUAAUGCUCCUCUGAGGCUUCUCAGCUUCCUAAUGCUCCUCUGAUGCUUCACAGCUUCCUAAUGCUCAUCUGAGGCUUCUCAGCUCCUAAUGCUCCUCUGAGGCUUCUCAGCUUCUUAAUGCUCCUCUGAGGCUUCUCAGCUUCCUAAUGCUCCUUUGAGGCUUCUCAGCUUCCUAAUGCUCCUCUGAUGCUUCUCAGCUUCUUAAUGCUCCUCUGAGGCUUCUCAGCUUCCUAAUGCUCCUUUGAGGCUUCUCAGCUUCCUAAUGCUCCUCUGAUGCUUCUCAGCUUCCUAAUGCUCCUCUGAGGCUUCUCAGCUUCCUAAUGCUCCUCUGAGGCUUCUCAGCUUCUUAAUGCUCCUCUGAGGCUUCUCAGCUUCCUAAUGCUCCUUUGAGGCUUCUCAGCUUCCUAAUGCUCCUCUGAUGCUUCUCAGCUUCCUAAUGCUCCUCUGAGGCUUCUCAGCUUCUUAAUGCUCCUCUGAAAUGUCUGUAAAGGUUGUGGUUGUGGUUGUGUGUGUGUGUGUGUGUGUGUGUGUGUGUGUGUGACUUUUGUAGUUGUGUGUCUCCUGUUGUAGACGGGGCUGGUCUGAGGCUGUGCUCCCCUCAUGCCCCUGCCUGUCUCAGAGACAUACUGUAUGUCAGACCCAGUAGAGGAGACUCCGCUCCAGUCCUCUCAGAGACAUACUGUAUGUCAGACCCAGUAGAGGAGACUCCGCUCCAGUCCUCUCAGAGACAUACUGUAUGUCAGACCCAGUAGAGGAGACUCUGCUCCAGUCCUCUCUAUCCAGGGCUUAUCUAAGGGGGGGGGGGGCAAUUCAGCCUAUGUAUCUGGGACAGAUGCAGUGAAAUGGAUACUGGUGGAGGCCUGACCGCACCUCUCCUCUCCUCUUGUCUGUCUUUAAGCCAACAACAGCACGACUAGAGGACAGAAAUACUGCCCUGUUGUUGUUGUGGUGGUUCCACCUCUCUCUCUCUAUCUCUCUCUGUCUGUCUCUCUCUCUCUUUCUCUCUCUCUCUGUCUCUCUCUCUCUCCCGCUAUCUUUCUGGGUGGAAUUUGUGUGUCCUGAAUUAGCCCAGGGUUGCGGUGGGCCGAACCAGGCACCAGGACGGCCAGUCAGAGUGGUCAGAACAGGGCCAGUCUAUAAGCAGUGGAGUGGGACAAAGGUGAGGGGAGGACCUGUCAGUCAGUCAGCCUGGGGAGGGAAAGCCCCCGGCGGGUGGUAUGGGGCAGAGAAGGGCCAGGGAGAGGACCUGUCAGUCAGUCAGCCUGGGGAGGGAAUGCCCCCGGCGAGUGGUAUGGGGCAGAGAAGGGCCAGGGUGAGGACCUGUCAGUCAGUCAGCCUGGGGAGGGAAUGCCCCCGGCGAGUGGUAUGGGGCAGAGAAGGGCCAGGGAGAGGACCUGUCAGUCAGUCAGCCUGCCUGUAGAGGAAGGGGAAUGGACCUGCGUGGCCCUGGGGAGACAGAGUAGUCGGGUGGGCAGCAGCUGGGAAGCAGGUGGCAGAGCAGGACUGCCUGGGCCCCAUACAGCCAUACACACCAUUCGUCUCCACUGGGCUUGAAUUACCUACAGCAACAACAGCCACAGCAGCAGGCUAGCUACCCCCACAGCAGUAACACUGGCUAUGGAGCCCACUCCCACUCUCUCUCUCUCUCUCUGGAGGGAUACUGUAACUUUCCAGGCUCCCUCUGGCUUUUUACAAGGUACUGAAUUACUGACUGUGGUUGAUGGCCUAUACUCCCUGAGGAGUUGAAGUAAGGAAGUAUUUGUUACUGCCUGACACGCUCGUAACUGUGUGGUGCUCUGCACUGACAACACACACAAACACUGAGUGUACAAAUCAUGCUCUCUCCGUGGACUGACCAGGUGAAUCCAGGUGAAAGCGAUGAUCCCUUAUCGAUGUCACCUGUUAAAUCCACUUCAAUCAGUGUAGAUGAAGGGGAGGAGACAGGUUAAAUAAAUAUUUUUAAGCCUUGAGACAUGGAUUGUGUAUGUGUGCCUUUCAGAGGGUGAAUGGGCAAGACAAAAAAUGUACGUGCCUUUGAACGGUGUAUGGUAGUAGGUGCCAGGCACACCGGCUUGAGUGUCCAGCCAACUUGACACGACUGUGGGAAGCAUUGGAGCCAACAUGGGCCAGCAUCCCUGUGGAACGCUUUCGACACCUUGUAGAGUCCACGCCCUGACGAAUUGAGGCUGUUCUGAGGGCAAAAGUGGGUACAACUCAAUAUUAGGAAGGUGUUCCUAAUGUUUUGUACAUCCUGUGGACUCCUGCUCGUCAAACAUCUCUUUCCAAAAUCAUGGGCAUUAAUAUGGAGUUGGUCCCCCCUUUACUGCUAUAACAGCCUCCACUCUUCUGGGUAGGUUUUCCACUAGAUGUUGGAACAUUGCUGCGGGGACUUGCUUCCAUUCAGCCACAAGAGAAUUAGUGAGGUUGGGCACUGAUGUUGUGCGAUUAGGCCUGGCUCGCAAUCGGCGUUCCAAUUCAUCCCAAAGAUGUUCGAUGGGGUUGAGGUCAGGGCUCUGUGCAGGCCAGUCAAGUUCUUCGAAACCGAUCUCAACAAACCAUUUCUGUAUGGACCUCGCUUUGUGCACAGGGGCAUUGUCAUGCUGAAACAGGAAAGGGCCUUCCCCAAACUAUUGCCACAAAGUUGGGAGCACAGAAUCGUCUAGAAUGUAAUUGUAUGGUGUAGCGUUAAGAUUUCCCUUCACUGGAACUAAGGGGCCAUUAUUCCUCCUCCACCAAACUUUACAGUUGGCACUAUGCAUUGGGGCAGGUAGCGUUCUCCUGGCAACCGCCAAACCCCGAUUCGUCCGUCGGACUGCCAGAUGGUGAAGCUUGAGUGUUGCAACCAAGGACAGACGAUUUUUACGCGGUUCGCGCUUCAGCACUCGCCGAUCCCGUUCUGUGAGCUUGUAUGGCCUACCACUUCGCUGCUGAGCCGUUGUCGCGCCUAGACGUUUCCACUUCACAAUAACAGCACUUACAGUUGACCGGGGCAGCUCUAGCAGGGCAGACAUUUUACAAACUGACUUGUUGGAAAGGUGGCAUCCUAUGAAGUUCCACGUUGAAAGUAUCUGAGCUCUUCAGUAAGGCCAUUCUACUGCCAAUGUUUGUCUAUGGAGAUUGCAUGGCUGUGUGCUCGAUUUUACACACCUGUCAGCAACGGGUGUGGCUGAAAUAAUUGAAUCCACUCAUUUAAAGGGGUGUCCACAUACUUUUGUAUGUAUAGUGUAUAUAACAGUGUGGACAGUUGACAAUUCUAUAACAGUCUUAACAGUCAGGUUUUGAGUUGGAGUCUGUGUUGUACAAUAUUGACAGGUCUCUUCAAGUCUGAACAGGCUAGAAUGCUAGAUGCUAUCUGCAGUAUGCAGGUUCGCCUGUUGGCCCUGCUUCUCUGUCUGCAGCACUGCUGCAACACCACAGCUAAUGGUCACAUUUAACAUUAGCUACCUAGGUCACAAUGUGUUAGCCACAAGCUAACCUCCAUAAUAGCUCCUGUAAUUUUGCCUGGGACUGGGAGAAAGUUAAGCUAAGUGUCUGGUUGGGUUGUUUCCCAUAAUGUUGUUUUGAGGUUUCUGUUCUCUCUCCGCCCUAGACCAGACAGAGGUUGGUUCAGACAGGAGACCCAUGGAGGUUUCAGACAGACAGAGAUAA
Molecule: messenger RNA, 24033 nt
Organism: Coregonus sp. 'balchen'
Lineage: Eukaryota; Metazoa; Chordata; Actinopteri; Salmoniformes; Salmonidae
Source: the annotation of a GenBank genome assembly